CGCAGAUCAGCCCGGCUGCAGUUCUGUCCACGUCCCGAUAUCCGACUCGGCCCGAUCCAAUUCAGUCGAGCCCCCCAUUCGCCUGUCGCCUGGCGCUGCUGCUCGCUCCCUGACGCACCGAAUCGAACAUCGGCUCGAUUGCACAGGCGUCGUGAUCUGAUCUGAUCUGAUCUGAUCUCAUCCCAUCCCAUUCGCCCCAAUCCGAUCCUAUUCGCCCCAAUCCGAUCCCAACCAUGCAGCCAUUUGGACAGCCGGCGCCGGCCUCAGGGUCUUUAUUUGGCGCCGCUCCUGCCCAACCUUUUGGACAGCCGACGUCAACUGGAUCACUUUUUGGCGGCCCGGCAGCUGCCAAUCCAACAUCAGGGGCAGCAUCGUCAUCGAUCUUUGGAUCCACUGCUGCAGUCGCGCCGACCGCCGGACUCUUUGGCGCAUCGGCCACACCAGCAACAUCCGCACCCGCUGCGGCAUUUGGGGGCUCUAGCCUGUUUUCAACAACUCCACCCACAGCGGCUCCGCAAUCUGGCCUGUUUGGUGCGCCAGGGGCCACCGCUACUGGAUCGACACCUUUUGGUGUUGCCCCUGCUACAGGAGGCGGGCUGUUUGCUGCCGCGGCCACCUCAGCACCUGCUUCGGCCGCAAGUGCAGGCCUAUUUGGAAGCACUCCAGCAGUAGCGGCGUCAGCGCCUGUCACCGGGUUGUUCAGCGCCGCUCCAGCGGCUACAUCGGCCCUGAACAGUGGUGCGGCUCUUGGCUCGGCAUCGGUAGUAACGGCUCCAAGCGCAAUCAGCAAAUCAUCAAACUACUCAUCUCUGCCGGAAAAUGUCCGAACAAUCCUCGACAAUAUCGAAAAGCAGAUACAAGACCAAAUCCACAUCGCGGACACGCUGUCGGUCAAUGGAGCCGCCGACAACAUCAUGGAGAUUUCAAAGUUGGUGACGGAACUCCGACAGAAACUCGAUGGAGUCAAGAACACGCUGGACCAAGACUCCUACAUCAUCUCAGACCUGAGAAAGCAGAUUGACGGAGAGCUCAAAAAUGCCGAUAUGGCAAUACGUAUCACGGAGCGUCUCAGCAAUCCCAACCCCAGCAAAUAUACCCGCAAUUUCGGGACCAGAUAUUUUAUGGACUUUGCAUCAUCCUUGGAGGAACGUCUGGAGCAAAAUCGACAAACAAUCGAGAACCUGGAGCGACAUCUGCAGUCCGUGUCACAGCAGACGCACUACAGUCCACAAGUUCUGGGAGACAUCAUGCGCUACCAAAACGAGAGCUUGCUGAUGCUCGCUGGCAAGGUCGCAAACACACACGAGCUCGUAUUACAGCAGCAGGCCGAGUAUGUGCAGUUCCGAAAGAAGUACUACGGUGACGACCGCAAUCCUUUCUCCGACAGCUCGUCCGAGCUCGAUGGCCAAGCAUCCCAGCACUAUACCGACCUGCUCAAAGUGGCCGCCAGCAACACCAAACCCACGGCUGGGGCUGGGGCUGCCGCCCAUGCGGCUCUCACCAUCGGCACUGGAGCAGGAGGUCUUGGAGGAUCGUUUGCGACUGGGUUUGGAGCCAACGAUGCCCUGAAGAACCCAGCAACCAAAGCCAAGCGGCGCUUCUAACCGCCAGAGAGGACUGAGUUGAGAGGCUGCAAGUGUCCGAGCGACGCUAGCCGCGACAAACAGUGUCUGUAUCACGAUGCUCAGGAUGCCAGCAAAUAACAUAGCUUUUCCGAAAUGAAAUGGGACACACCGUCUCAUUCGGACAAAAACACGGCGUAGUCGGUUC
Molecule: messenger RNA, 1770 nt
Organism: Polychytrium aggregatum
Lineage: Eukaryota; Fungi; Chytridiomycota; Chytridiomycetes; Polychytriales
Exons: 8
Coding region: 234-1604 (456 amino acids)
Biological process (GO): nucleocytoplasmic transport
Cellular component (GO): nuclear pore
Molecular function (GO): structural constituent of nuclear pore
Source: RefSeq, a predicted model, not a curated record